AUGAAGGAUGAAAUGCAGAACUGCCAAGAGGAGAUGAUGAAUGCCAUGAAGACAGAGAUAGACAUCAAGAAGAACCAAGAAGACAUGCGAAACAAAAUAGUUGCUGCACAAGAGGAAAUGAAGUAUAAGAUUGGCGAAACAAGCAUCCCAUUCGAUGGGUACAACUGGGAGUACGAGGAACAGGACGAGGGGGAGGUUGACGUCACCGCAGAGUACACUGAGGGGCCGGAAGUAGACUGGAUGCCGCCACGACUGUACCACAUGACACAGCACGCAUCGCCGCUUCCACACACGGCCAACCACCACGACGCUGUCGCGGCCAAGAUGCCGCCCACUUUAAGAACCACCGAGACGUCCAUCUGCCACUCGUCGCCGCCCCCGACAUCGCCACCGACGCCGCCCUCGCCAUAUGGGGUGGAGACAUCACCACAGGCGGAGGAAGCCACGCCCUUCCAGCCCCUGUGGUACAACUGGCGCGCGGGGGUCGGGUGGACACGUCAGGCCGAUGCAGACCCGCCGCCUCCGACGCCACCCCCUGUUGGUGCUCAGGUGCCAACCGAGACCGCAGAGACCAACGACACAGAGCGGCACAGCAAAGGGGGCGGAUAUGUGAACUGGGCGGAGCUGACGCGCUCCACCGUUACGCCGCCUCCACUGCCACCAGUAAUACCGACGCCACCCCCGCCACGUGGGGUGGGAACCUCGCCGCAGACAGGGGAUGCCACGCCCGUCCAGCCCCUAUGGAGCGACUGGCGCAGCCGCAAGUCUCAAAACGGCCACUUCGCGACAACGUCGGCCUGA
Bacillus rossius redtenbacheri is the source of this 801-nucleotide messenger RNA. RefSeq lists its product as uncharacterized. Bases 1 to 801 code for a protein of 266 amino acids. NCBI's taxonomy places the organism in Eukaryota, Metazoa, Arthropoda, Insecta, Phasmatodea, Bacillidae. The transcript has 3 exons. The record is from RefSeq and is a predicted model, not a curated record.